AUGGAGCAGAGCGAACGGACAGCGAGACAAGAAACAGAAACAGACGCAAUCAGACCAAGCGGGGAAAUGGGGAAAUGGGGCAAAGGGAAAACCCGCAAUCAGAUCGAUAUAACACAAGCACAAGGAUCCGAAGCAGAGGACAGGGAUCUAAGGGAUGUGCUUCGAGGCUAA
Penicillium expansum is the source of this 171-nucleotide messenger RNA. RefSeq lists its product as uncharacterized. The transcript has a single exon. NCBI's taxonomy places the organism in Eukaryota, Fungi, Ascomycota, Eurotiomycetes, Eurotiales, Aspergillaceae. Bases 1 to 171 code for a protein of 56 amino acids. The record is from RefSeq and is a predicted model, not a curated record.